Molecule: messenger RNA, 402 nt
Organism: Paramecium sonneborni
Lineage: Eukaryota; Ciliophora; Oligohymenophorea; Peniculida; Parameciidae
Source: the annotation of a GenBank genome assembly
AUGUUAUGCACCUCCCCCUAAGAAGCUAAUCUAUGUAAUAGUUUAUGUUGUAACUAAUUACAUCAAUGCUCCAAAUAUCAAAGUGAAUGCUCCAUAUACUCAGAUGUAUAACAUCUUAAUUAGUAUAAGUAGAAUCAUUGCAUCAAAUUGAAUUGUGAUACCUGUUGUUUAUUAUAAGAAAAUAUUCACUCAUGUGGAACACCUGUACAAUGUAGCAAAUAUUUUGAAUUAUUCUAUUUAUGGUGUUUAGUUGUCCUUGCAUUAUUGUUGGUCGUCUUGCUCAUCAUUAAAUUACGUACUAAGUAGACAUCAUUAUAAUAAGGUUUAUGACAGCUCGCAUCAUACGAAUUCAUUAAUCUUUUGCAAAGUUUAACAAAAAAACGACUAUAAUCUGAUCAGAAC